Molecule: messenger RNA, 1077 nt
Organism: Funneliformis geosporum
Lineage: Eukaryota; Fungi; Glomeromycota; Glomeromycetes; Glomerales; Glomeraceae
Source: the annotation of a GenBank genome assembly
ACUUAUUUCAAAUCUACAGUUGAGGAACUUUCAAAGAUUCAACAGAGCUGUAUAUCAUUAAAUACAGUUAAAUGCAUUGAAAAAUUUUUAAAUAUUUCUGAAUCAGAUUUUGUUUCCUCUGAACAUUCAGAUUUUGUUUUCUCUGAAAAUGAAAGCUUUACAAGUGAAUCUGAUGAUAAUUUUGUAGACAAUUUACAACAAACAAUAAAUAAUCUUAGGAAACUUGAAUUAAUUUGGUUAAAAAAACGAAAAAAAAGUUCCAAAAAUAAAGUUGUAAUAUCAAGAGCUACAAAAUUUCGUAAAUACGGUCCUUCGGGUGUGUAUACAAAAGUCGCGCAAGGUGUUAAACUAAUUACACAAUACUUUCCAAUUAAAAAAAAUGAAGAAAGUACAGAUAGUGAAAACAAAGGUAAACCAGAAACUUCAGAUACAGAUUCUGAUGUGAAUGCUAUUGAUUUAGAUGUAAACGAUGAUGAAAGAUGUUCACAAGGUAACGAACAUUACAAUUUACUAAUUGACCAAUUUGAAGAUAUAGAAAAGGUAUUUAUUUUUAAGAAAUUUCAACAAAAAAAUGAUCAAGAAGGAUUAGAAGGUAAUCAAUUUACUUUUGAAAUACCAUUUCCAUCAGAUAUUAAGGAUGUGGCUAAACCUAAUGCAGAUAUUCCAAUUUUCAAAGGAAUAUGUAUUAAUAUAUCUGAAAGAAAUAUCUCUAAUCAUUCAGGACUUGAUAUAGCAAUUCAAUCAAUAUUUGAUGCUGGAAAUGAAGAAGUUGAAAUUAAUAGUAAACCCAACAUCAGAAGCCUCGCGCGUAGAGUUCCAAGCAUUAUUUAUGAAGAAACUCCUAAAUCAUAUUUUGGCCAUGAUGGGGAAGUGAAUAACCUCGAUGGAUAUUGGAUUUUUAAUUUCCUAAAAGAAGCAAAAGAUAUGUUAACUGAUGGGGAUUUUAUAUCAUUUAAAACAAAGGUAGAACAAGAACGGCAAGGUAACGGGCUAAAAACCUUUUGUGAGGAAUUAAUCCAUGAACAUUCUUCUAAUACGAUAAAAUCUGGUGUGGCGGAAUAUGAUAAUACAUGUUGA